Molecule: messenger RNA, 717 nt
Organism: Lactuca sativa (garden lettuce)
Lineage: Eukaryota; Viridiplantae; Streptophyta; Magnoliopsida; Asterales; Asteraceae
Product: NDR1/HIN1-like protein 26
Biological process (GO): defense response to other organism
Cellular component (GO): plasma membrane
Source: RefSeq, a predicted model, not a curated record
AUGGCCGAUCAACCCACACCCACACCCGUCACCGGAAACCCAACUCUCUCCACCACCAGCAACCCAAACACCGGCGCUGCAAACCCUCCGAAUGGUCCACAGGAUGAAGGCAUGAACUGGACCAACUUAUUUUUUUUAUUCAUAGCCCUCGCCAUUUUUAUCGCCUCCAUCUGUCUCUUUAUCUAUAUGAUAUGGGUCAGCCUCUUCCUACAUUUACAGGAUCCGCAGUUCGGUAUAAACAAAGUAACAAUAACCAACUUGAGUAUUUCAUCAUACUCACAAAUUUCCGGCGAUUGGGAGGUGGAGUUCAUCUUUCGGAACCCUAACACAAAAGUUAAUCUUUACUAUGAUCAAACUGAAGUUGAUGUCUCCUACAUAUCGGAUUCAAUUGCACAGACUAUUAUUCCACCUUUCAUGCAGAAUACAAAGAACGAGACGACCAUUAGGGCAACAUUUACUUCUGUGAUGAUGUAUGUCCAUGAUGGAGAUAGCAUUAAAGAUGAGAGGAGCCAUGGGUCGAUUAGUUUCAAUUUGAGGAUGAUGGUCAGGGUUCAGGCUAGGGUUCGGUGGGCUGGAACGUGGGUAUUGACGGUUGAUUGCUCUAAGUUAAAAAUUGCGGUUUCUUCAGGCAGGAAUGGUGGAAGUGGAACUCUGGUUGGUGGUUCCAAGAAAUGCACGGCAUUCAACGCAAUAGGCAACGAAAUCGAUGGAAUCUGA